Molecule: messenger RNA, 3998 nt
Organism: Xiphias gladius (swordfish)
Lineage: Eukaryota; Metazoa; Chordata; Actinopteri; Istiophoriformes; Xiphiidae
Gene: radil
Product: Ras association and DIL domains
Exons: 20
Coding region: 28-3546 (1172 amino acids)
Biological process (GO): neural crest cell migration; signal transduction; substrate adhesion-dependent cell spreading
Cellular component (GO): microtubule
Molecular function (GO): GTPase binding
Source: RefSeq, a predicted model, not a curated record
GGAGUUUGUGAAGCCAACAGCAGCAUCAUGUUCUACGGUUCUUCAUCCGGGGCCAGUAUGUCCCUACCGUCCAAGAACCGCCUGAAACGCCAGAGUAGGACCUUCACACAGGUCCUGUACCGUACUCUGAGUUACAGAGACCGUGUUGCCGCAGAAACCGGAACGAACACCCGCGCGGACCGGCGCUCGACGACCGAGCCCCCGGAGCGACCGGCGGACGACCCGGCCGAGCUCUCCACACAGAGCUCGGCCCCUGGGGUGCUGAAGAUUUUCGGGGACGAGAUCUGCGCCGGUGCCAACUACAAGAGCGUCCUGGCCACGCCGCGCUCCAGUGCGCAGGAACUGGUCAAGGAGGCACUCGAGCGUUACUCGCUCAACAAGGAUGCCGCCCACUCUUACGUCCUGUGCGACGUGAUCGGACGUUUGGAGGGAGGAGGAGGAGAAGGAGGCGGUGGGUGGCGGACCGAAUGCCUGCGCGCGCUGGGGGACAACGAAAAGCCGCUGUUGCUCCAAGAGCUGUGGAAGCCCCGAGAAGGACACGCUCGCAGAUUCGAGCUGCGCAGGAGAGCAGAGGUGGAGGAGCUCAACGCCAAGGAGAAGGACACCGUCACCGCCGAUAUUAAUGCUCAAGCUCGUAAGCUCCAGAGGAACAGGGCGAAGGGGACACUGACCCUGCCCCGGUCCAGCAACUCGUCCUUCUGCCGCAGCCUCAGUGAAACCAGCCUCAACCAGCUGGGAGUAGGAGAGGAGCCCAAACGUUAUUACUCCACCCUGCCAGGGCCCUUGAGGGGCCGAGACCGUGAAGUGGCCUCCAGCGGCCGGAGGAAAGAGGAGGGGAGCCAGGGAGGCGGAGGGGUGAGGCACUCUCUGUACCAGUCGCCACAUCUCCUGCUGCUGCAGGGAUACAAUCGGCAGGACUGCCUGGUGUACCUGCUGAAUAGAGAGCAGCAUACGGUCGGUCAGGAGACUCCGUCAGCUCGCCCCAACAUCUGCCUGUUCUCUCCUGACAUCCUGCCCCUCCACUGCCGCUUGCGCAGAGUUCCUGCACCCCGUCGCCAUGCCAACAACAACAAGGGAGAAGAGUUGGCGGAGAGUCAGCGGUCCUGUGUUGCCGUUGAGCCUGUGCUCCACGCCACCGUUCUGGUGAACUUUUCCCGCUGCGAGCGCUCCACCACGCUGCGACACGGCGACCUCCUCUCCUUUGGAGCGCAUUACAUCUUCCUGUACAAGGACCCCACAGGCGCUAAGCCUCUGCCUGCUCAGACAUUGGCACGCCUCCGCACCCUCGGGCAGCUUUACGAUGUAGGAGGGGAGGAAGGAGAGGGUGGAGCUCAGACUUGUAAGAUGUGCGGUUCUGUGCUGAAGGACAGAGCAGCGCAGAUGUCGAGUGUUCCGGCAGUUAGACGCAGCUUCAAACCUCAUCUGGUGAAACCGUGCAGCGGGGUGACAACAGCAGGAGGACCCCUUAGUUUGUCAGCAGGGGAUGGAAGAGGAGGAAGAGGAGGAAGAGGAGGAGGAGGAGGUCAGAAAAGGAGGCUACAGCUGGAGUUUGACCAGGCUCAUGAAGACCAACUGUUGAACAGAAUCGUGUCCCUCAUAGAACCUGGAGGAGACGACCAUAAACUGACACCAUCUUACCUGCUGUGUCUGUGCAUACAACACUCUGCCUCAACCUUCCCACCUGGGAGUUUUGGAAAGCUGCUUCUCAAGAUUGUGCGGCGAAUCCAGACCAUCGCAUGGGAGAAAACAAAGGAGCUGGCUCAGAAGCAAGCUCAACACCAGGACCCGGCCUCCCUCUCUCUGCUCAGUAUCUCCGACUUGGUCCCAGACCUGCAGACCAUCUUCUUCUGGAUGUCCAAUUCCAUCGAGAUCCUCUACUUUAUACAGCAAAGAGCACCAGCAUACACACACAGCAUAGAGACAAUGCAAGGGUCAAAGGAAUCGUUGCUAUCGGCGACCAUAUCAGCCAAUGAGGAUGCAAUGACCAUCUUGGAAGAAGUGAUCAUGUACACUUUCCAGCAAUGUGUCUACUACAUCACCAAGGCUCUUUACGUGGUGUUGCCAGGUUUGUUAGACUGUAAUCCAUUCCCACUCGAUGGCUCUGAGCCCUGCUGGAAAGGAGGUGUAGGCUUUCCUGAACCUGUACGCAGGGUCCUGCUGGUGUUUCAAAAUGCCCAGGAGCUUUUGCAGGGCUACCAAGUCCACCCUGAGAUCCAGGCUCAGAUGUUUGCUUACCUCUUCUUCUUCUCCAAUGUGUCGCUGUUUAACCAGCUAAUGGACAAAGGUCCAUCUCGGGGUUGGUUCCAGCGGUCCAAGGUGCUGCAGAUUCAGGCGUGUUUACGAAUGGUCAUGGAGUGGGCGAGCAGGUCAGGCCUGGGACAUCUGGCUGACAAAUUCUUCACCAAACUCAACAGCACUGUGUCCAUUCUAGCUACACCCCCACAACAGCUCACACAGCUGAGCUGGCGAGCGUUGUCCAGUGAGCACCCGACUUUGAAACCGGUCCAGCUUCACAGGAUUCUCACUCAGUACCAGCUCACCGCAGAGAUAGGCCCUGUCCCAAUAUGGCAACCCAGCAGCGAGGACGAGGCUUACAUAUACAGAACAGUGGACCUCCUGGAGAGCUUUGAGAACCACCCGCCCAUAGUGUUGCCCAGCGCCGGCUUCAGAGUGGACCUGGACAGCGAGUGCGUGGAAGACAGCAUCUACAGACAGCUGCUCUACGUCCGCCACUACCUGUGGGGGCUACGCACCAAGACGCAAGCACACAUCAACGCUCCCAGUGUGCACACACACUCCAACGGGACCAACACAGCUGACUGGCCCGACGUUCAGAGGGAGCUGCUGCCACCGGCCCACAGCAGUCCCCGCUCGGGGGGUCCCGGGGACGAGGGGAUGGCGGAGACGGGCGAGGAGAGAGGACGGGACAGGCCCUCAGGCCAAACACAUACACAGAGCCUCAGAAGGAACGGCGCCAUCCACCACCAGCGAACAGCAAAUCCGGACCCGUCCUGCCUCUUGACCCCACCCAACACCCCGCUGUAUCCAGAAGGAGGAGGGGGACCUGGGCCGAUCAUAAACCUAAACACCCAGACUAAUGGCUGCACCAGCCGAGCUGUGGCAGAAUGUAAGAAGACCAACGGACUCAUCACCAACGGACUGGAAGGGUGUAUAAGUGGGUGUGAGUUUCCUUUCCCUGUAUCCUCCCCUGGCGCCCCUCCCCUUCCUGAUGACUUGUGUGUGGUGUUUGUAGUGGAACUGGACAAGGGACCCUACGGACUGGGCAUGGGACUGAUAGACGGCCUGCACACCCCCCUCAACGCUCCAGGCAUUUACAUCCGGACUCUGAUCCCUGACGGACCUGCUGCCUCAGACGGCAGACUGAGGAUCGGAGACUGCAUCCUGGCAGUGAACGGGACCAGUCUGAUAGGAGCAGACUACCAGAGCGCGGUGGAUCUGAUUCGUCUGGGAGGAGGGCGACUACGUUUCCUGGUAGCCAAGUCCGACCCCGAGGUUUCAGAGAAGAUCAGUGCCUCCUCCUGCUGACCACCUCCACUGCCCAGCUAAGACACGCACACACUACACAAGAGGCAGGGUGAGGAGGCCAACUCAAGAGUGUCAAGACGUACAACCCAGCUCUCCUUUUUCACAUUUAACUUCAUCAUUGAGCUUGACCUCCACUGGAAAAAAAAGAUGAACUGUCGAGGCUCGACGCGCACAGCAGACGUGCAGCUGUUGCGGGACGUUGUUUAUUAAUUACAAGAUCGUCAAGACAUCAUGCUUCAAUCCAGAGUUUCUGAUGCACAAUCCUGGUGUGUAUAAACCAGCCCCUUUUCUUGUGAAUAUGUGCUCUAUGUAUCUGGUUAAGAGGUGUAAAUAAUUGUAAAUAUUUAACACUUGGUCACAUACUGUUGGGAAAAAAAGAGAAACUGCAUUUGGGGAACUUAGCUGCAUCCGUUAAUACUGAAACCUGCUGAUUGGGGGGGGGGGCGACGACU